This is a messenger RNA of Crotalus tigris (Tiger rattlesnake), 2689 nucleotides long. Its product is annotated as short transient receptor potential channel 5-like. Gene Ontology annotation, biological process: calcium ion transmembrane transport; regulation of cytosolic calcium ion concentration; manganese ion transport. NCBI's taxonomy places the organism in Eukaryota, Metazoa, Chordata, Lepidosauria, Squamata, Viperidae. The record is from RefSeq and is a predicted model, not a curated record. Gene Ontology annotation, cellular component: cation channel complex; membrane. Bases 219 to 2132 code for a protein of 637 amino acids. Gene Ontology annotation, molecular function: inositol 1,4,5 trisphosphate binding; store-operated calcium channel activity. The transcript is spliced from 8 exons.
UCUCUCUCUCUCCCUCCCUCUCUCUCUCUCUCUCUCUCUCUCUCUCUCCCUCCCUCCCUCUCUUACUCCAGUUUGUUGCUCAGCCCAACUGCCAGCAACUACUAGCAACACUUUGGUACGACGGCUUCCCCGGAUGGCGGCGGAAGCAUUGGGCGGUCAAACUUUUGACCUGUGUCACUAUCGGACUGCUGUUUCCAGUGCUUUCCGUGGCCUAUUUGAUGGCACCCAAGAGCAGGCUGGGACUGUUCAUUAAAAAGCCAUUUAUCAAGUUUAUCUGCCACACGGGCUCCUACCUUACCUUCCUCUUCAUGCUACUGCUCGCAUCCCAGCACAUUGUCAGGACAGAUCUACACAUGCAAGGACCUCCUCCUACUGUGGUGGAAUGGAUGAUCCUCCCCUGGGUUUUAGGUUUUAUUUGGGGAGAAAUCAAAGAAAUGUGGGACGGCGGCUUUAACGAGUACGUGCACGACUGGUGGAACCUGAUGGAUUUUGCAAUGAAUUCUCUCUACUUAGCAACCAUUUCUCUGAAAAUUGUCGCCUAUGUCAAGUACAAUGGUUCCCGUCCAAGGGAGGAAUGGGAAAUGUGGCACCCAACCCUGAUAGCAGAAGCCCUCUUUGCCAUUUCAAACAUUUUAAGCUCCUUGCGUCUCAUCUCCCUGUUUACAGCAAACUCUCACCUGGGACCCUUGCAGAUCUCUCUGGGACGUAUGCUGCUAGACAUUCUCAAGUUCCUCUUCAUUUACUGCCUGGUGCUGCUAGCUUUCGCCAAUGGACUCAACCAGCUUUAUUUCUAUUAUGAGACGAGUGCCUCCGAAGAACCCAACAAUUGCAAAGGGAUCCGUUGUGAGAAGCAAAACAAUGCCUUUUCCACACUCUUUGAAACUCUCCAGUCUCUCUUCUGGUCGGUGUUUGGUCUGUUGAACCUCUACGUCACGAACGUCAAAGCCAGGCAUGAAUUCACAGAAUUCGUUGGGGCAACCAUGUUUGGCACUUACAACGUCAUCUCCUUGGUGGUUUUGCUAAACAUGCUCAUUGCCAUGAUGAACAACUCCUACCAGCUGAUAGCAGACCACGCAGACAUAGAAUGGAAGUUUGCACGCACAAAGCUCUGGAUGAGUUACUUUGAUGAAGGAGGCACUCUACCCCCUCCUUUUAAUAUCAUCCCUAGCCCCAAGUCAUGCUGGUACCUUUGCAGGUGGGUCCACAAGCAACUCUGCCCAUUCCGAGACCCAGAGCAUGAACAGAAGCACAAGAACCUGAAGACUAUCACGGAACGUCACGCAGACAACUUGAUUCAGAAUCAACAUUACCAGGAAGUGAUCAGGAAUCUGGUGAAGAGAUACGUUGCUGCCAUGAUAAGGAAUUCAAAAACCAAUGAAGGCUUAACUGAAGAGAACUUUAAGGAGUUAAAACAAGACAUUUCCAGUUUUCGCUACGAAGUCCUUGAUUUGCUGGGUAACCGGAAGCCUCAAAGAAGAAGUUACUCCACCAGCAGCACAGAGGUCUCCCAAAAAGAAGAAGCUCCUGAGGAAUGCAUGGGAGAAACCUCCAAGGCCAAGGGCAUCUCCUUUGGAGUGGCCAACAAAAAGAAAGACUUCAACGUGUCAGCUCUCAUUAAGACCAUGUCUGGCAUCGAGACAGGGAAAGAAAAACCAAAAAGCAACGGGAUCAGCAAGCGCUCCUUCGUUCGCAAUGGCAACAGAGUCCAAAGGCUCUCCAGCUCCAAAAAGGAGUCCUUCAAGAGGUUGGGUCUCCUGUUCUCCAAGAUGAAUGGACAUCUUGCAGAACCCAACCAAGAGCCCAUGUACACCAUUUCGGAUGGGGUCAUCCAGCCCCAUUACAUGUGGCAAGACAUUAAAUAUUCUCAGAUGACAAAAGAGCGAGAUAACUGCUCCAAAAGUGAAAUUAACCUCAAUGAGGUGGUCUACAGUUCCAAUAUCAGGCAUACGGGACAGACCCAGUGCCCUGUGGUUUGUGCCAGCUCCCUUCACUGUGCUUCCAGCAUCUGUUCCUCAAAUGCCAAACUCAUAGACUCUUCAGAGGAUGUGUUUGACUCGUGGGGAGAUGCUUGUGACAUGUUUAGGAACCAAUGGAACGAUGGGCAGGAGGAACAAGUCACCACACGCCUAUAAGUAGACCUGUUCAGUAACUUGGCCGCAGAGCAUCAGCACCCUGGGAACUGUUCGUUAUCACAGACUCUCCAUAAUUAGCGACAGUUCCUCUUUCCCAGUUUAUCUCUGACAAAUGUAGGCCCUGGGUUCUUUUAGUUUAAUUGAUAGCCACAGCACACCACUGGUUCUUUAAUUUGAUUUCUUAGACUUACUGAUGCCAAAUGUUUCACUUGAAAGGUCCACUCCUGUCAGAACCUACAGAAUACUUACUCCCUCAAAUGGGCUUCAGGAUGUCCUCCAGGUAGUUUUGGUUACUCCUGCCAUCACUUUUGGAUUGGUGCGUUUUUGUUACUUCAACGUUGGUCUCCCUGAGACAGCAUCUCUCUCCCCCUUAACUUGGUUAGCAACUCUGCUGCCCAAUGUCUUACGUUUUAUCUUCUGGCCAUUGACCACCAUCCAGGACCAGUGGAUGCAAAGCAAUUUAGAAGGAGGCUAAGACUUAACUGAGGCUACUUGCAGGGGGACUGUUCCAAAUAUAAACGGGCUUUUCGCUUUCAAGCAAUACAACUUUCCAUAAU